AUGGUUAGUUUGUUAUAUACUUGUAUCUCAGAGAUGGAUGAACAAGAUAACAAUAUAUGUUAUAUCAAUGAUCGCAUACCAAAAAUAAUAUUAUUAAAUAUUAUUGGUUUUGUUGUUAAAUCAUCUUCAUCAUCGCCAUCAUCGUCAUUACAUCAUCGUCACAGAUCAACUAGUUUAAUUGAUCUACUAUGUCUAUCUCUUACAUGUAAAAAGUUGUUUACACUUUUGACACACGUAGAUACAAGUAUUGCUAGAUGCUCUGAUCUACUACUUAUUGACAAGAAUGCAACGUCGCAAGUCAGUGGAAAGACACCAUUCUUGGUACCUUCAACAGACCAGAUACUCACAACAGACACUGAAGGGUACAAUGGUCGUCUCCAUUUAAAGUCAUUUCAACAUAUCUUUGAUCGAUCACUUGAUCAUCAAAUGUUCCUCCACCACUCAGUGCCUGCAUCAUCUGACGACAUCUCUAGAGACCACAAUCAAAUCACAGAUGUAUUGUACCAAUCUGACUUUAUACCUGCGUCGACCAAGAAUCUGUAUAUUACUGAUUCAUUUGCUUCAAAGUCCUUUCAAUCUCUACCUUUACAAGGACUUGAAAGUAUUAUGGUCUCUGGUCAUUCAACUCAAUUAGAAUUCUCUAGAAAUGUAUUCAAACAACAAAACGAAAAGGAACAAAAGUCACAGUCACAACAACCAUCGCCACUCAAGCAAUUAGUAUUGUAUUGUCAAAAUAAUUUAUUUGAAGAGGAUGAUGAUGAUGAUGGAGACAAGGUUUGUCUGCUUCCUAGGUCACUAGAGAGACUGGUCGUCAACAAAACGAUAUAUGGGUAUUCGGCAUUUAAAUUGACCAAUGAACCUUCUUUACCCUUUACAUCACUUACAUCGCUAUCGUUACACUUUUUCGUUUCGUUUAAAGACUUUGCACAAGACUCGUUUCCAAAGACACUUAAUCAGUUUACAUUUUCAUGUAAAGAGUUGAUACCGGCCAACUAUCUUCCCGAUAGUCUCACAUCUCUGACACUACAUACUCUUGCCAAUGACACUGGUGUUGACUGUUUGUUACAUCUUUCCAACCUUUUAGAAUUGUCUUUGUAUGCCGCCAAAUUGACAGCCGACAUGCCAACUCUUCCCGUCAAUGCACGCAACCUACACACUCUAUCACUCACAAAAUUGCCCGCCACAUUGAAAUCCGUACCGCCAAGUGUCACUACACUUGGACUAUAUAGUACCAACGAGUUACCAUCCAGUCCAACCUAUCUUGGUAAUAUCACAUCACUCUGUCUUUUGGUUGGAGAUUCGUCUUAUUUACCUAAAGUUUAUCCUUCAUCUCUUAAAAUAUUAAAAUUAUCAUGUUUACAACCAUUUAAAAUUGAAAAGGGAUGUAUUUUAGAAGGAAUUGAAACUUUACAUAUUACAUCACUCAAUACAAAGAUCGAACCAAAUUCUAUACCAAAUAGCAUCAAGAAUCUUAUCAUGAUUGAUUGUAAAGCUGAUCUAUCGACCAUUGGUCCACUCCCAAAUCAACUUGAAUAUCUUGGGAUUAAACAUUCUAGUGGAGACACCAAUCAUUGUAAUCUCCCAGUCUCUCUACCACCAACGUUACGACGACUGUCAAUUGGAAAUCCUUCAAAUCCAUCAACAUUUAACAAGAUCCAAUAUUCAGAACACUCUUUGUUAACUCGACUAAGUAUCAAUCAUGAAAGUGAUUUUGAAUUCAUUGAUUACUUUGUCGAUGGUCGUAUUCCAACGUCUCUUUCGAUACUACACCUAAGAUUACCAUCCGAAGGUUUUAUCCAAAAACAUUCCAUCCCAUUAAACGAUAUAUUGUAUCAUUCAAAUAUACAAUCACUUAGAAUCAGUCAUCCAAAAGGUGAUUAUCGAUUUUCUAUAACAAGGGUCAGCCCAAACAAUAUUUUAAUGGUAGAAAAAUCCUCUCUUUUAGGUGGUUUCAUCAAGAAUCAUUAUUCUCCAAUAUGUCUUGAAAUAACUCUAAACUUUUCUGUAAUGAGAAUUAAAAUCAAUUACAACAAAUAA
Cavenderia fasciculata is the source of this 2037-nucleotide messenger RNA. RefSeq lists its product as uncharacterized. The record is from RefSeq and is a predicted model, not a curated record. NCBI's taxonomy places the organism in Eukaryota, Evosea, Eumycetozoa, Acytosteliales, Cavenderiaceae. Bases 1 to 2037 code for a protein of 678 amino acids. The transcript is spliced from 3 exons.